Messenger RNA from Arvicola amphibius (Eurasian water vole), 1922 nucleotides. It is a transcript of the gene Znf707, whose product is annotated as zinc finger protein 707. The coding region runs from base 166 to 1392 and encodes 408 amino acids. The record is from RefSeq and is a predicted model, not a curated record. Lineage: Eukaryota; Metazoa; Chordata; Mammalia; Rodentia; Cricetidae. The transcript has 4 exons. Gene Ontology annotation, biological process: negative regulation of transcription by RNA polymerase II. Gene Ontology annotation, molecular function: DNA-binding transcription repressor activity, RNA polymerase II-specific; RNA polymerase II cis-regulatory region sequence-specific DNA binding.
UCUGGCGUAUUUCCGCUAGUGAAUUGAAGUCAGGGCGGCGCGCAGCCGAACUGACGACCGAAGCUGGAGGAGCUCGGCGAUUGUCCGGUGGCGUGCUGCUCUGGGCCACCCUGCUCCGCGACACUGCGCUUGCGCUGAAGCCGACCGGACCCCGGCACCCUUCAGAUGCGUCCGCACCUCUCUGCCGCUGCUCCUCUGGAGGCUCGACGCAAGUGUUGCUUCCGACUGGGCAGCGCUCCUCCCAGGCGGGCUCACCGCGAGGACCCUCCGCAGGCAGUCCUGGAGCCAUCUGUGUACCAGGUGCCAGUGACUUUCAGAGAUGUGGCCGUGCACUUCGGCAGGGAGGAAUGGGAGUGUCUCAGCCCUAACCAGAGGACCCUCUACCGGGACGUGAUGCUGGAAAACUUCAGGAACUUCAUCGAACUGGGAUACCGCGGCCCUAGACCAGACCUUAUUUCUCACCUGGAACAGUGGGAUGAACCAUGGGUUGAAGAUUGGGACAGACUUGAGUUUCUAGAAGCACGAAAAGGUGUCUGCCCAGGAGACAGAAAGUCCGUGGAUCCUAAGAGACCCCGUGACCUGGCUCCGGCUCAUGAGAGGGCCCAUCCACAGACAGGAGCCAAGAGAGGGCCUACCUUGAAGAAGAGUGUCCUGACAUUGGGUAAGGUGAACCUUCCCAGAGCCACCUCUGGGAAGAAAGUGCAUGGACAGGAUGCUUUCCAAAACCAGAUGUGUGGAAAAUCCUGCAAGAAGCAGCCAGGCCUCAUGGAGCAGAGCAAGAACGGUGCAGAGGGACAGCCCUUCAUCUGUGGUACGUGUGGGAAGGCACUGAGCUGCUAUAGCCGGCUGGCUGCUCACCAGACAGUACACACUGGAACCAGGUCCUUUAAGUGCUUUGAGUGUGGCCGGACGUUCCGCUGGGUUUCAAACCUUCUGCGCCACCAGAGAAAUCACACAAGUGAAAAACCCUUUGGCUGUGAGGUGUGUGGACAGGCCUUCAACUGGAAGGACCGCCUAACGCAGCAUCGCAAGAUCCACACUGAACACAGUCCAUAUGUGUGCAGUGACUGUGGGAAGGCCUUCAAACAGAAGUCAAACCUCCUCCGGCACAAACGCGUUCAUACUGGAGAGAGGCCUUUCUACUGCGACAGCUGUGGGAAGGCCUUUCGUACCAAAGAGAACCUCAGCCACCACCAGCGGAUUCACAGCGGAGAGAAGCCCUACACCUGUGACGAGUGUGGGAAGGCCUUCAGGUGGCCCAAGAGCUUCAGUAUCCACCAGAGGGUCCACCUGGCAAAGAGAGUCUACGAGUGUGAGCACUGUGGGAAGGGCUUCCGCCACCUGGGUUUUUUCACGCGGCAUCAGAGAACUCACAGGCGUGGAAAAGUAUAAAGGUGCCUGGAGGCAGCUGGGCCUUCCCUGAAGAACUGUGGCUGGGGUUCUCAAGCCUACCAGCCAUGUGGUCCUUGAGUGAACCAUUUAGAGCUCCCUGAGUCUGAGGAAGUUUUGCCAGGAAACUGACACAGGGAAGGGACUCUCUGCGGUAUGCAGGCAGAGCCGGUGACAGCUCUGGCCAUGUCAGCUGAAAAACUUGCCCUUGUCCUGAGAGUUACCUGUGUGCAUUUAACUCCUUUCUCUCCUCGCUCGUCACCGCGUCUCCCCAAAGCAAUACAUUUUCUGACUUUCAUUUUGAAGCCAAGGCAACCCUAAAGUCAGUAAAGGGUGGUUUAAUUUUGCAGUCCCUUUCAUAGUCUGGUGUCUGUCGGUAGCCACCGUCCUCUGUUCAUUAGCAUUCAGAAAUUCAAAAUUAACAAAGCACAUCUAAGGUCCAAACUUCCCGUGUUAUGUUUUCCAUCCUUGUGUGGUUUUUAAAAAAAUAUUACUUUAUUCUCUUUUUAAAGACUUCAUUAUUUUAAAUUUUU